AUGAGCGCGAUCCUCUCGGCAGACGACCUCAACGACUUCAUCAGUCCGGGCGUCGCCUGCAUAAAGCCAAUCGAGACCCUUCCCUCCGCCCCGCCACCGUCGCAGGACCCCUCCCUCGAACACGAAGUGAUACUCGACGGCCAACCCAGCUCCGCCGCAGCCAAUGCCCCGCCGGCCGAGAUCUCUCUAACGGACUGCCUCGCCUGCUCCGGCUGCGUCACCUCCGCCGAGGCCGUUCUCGUCAGCAUGCAGUCCCACACCGAGGUCCUCCACACCCUUGACUUCGGCCCCGCGCUGCGCAUCGUCGGCCCGGACGAUGACGGCCAAUUCCGCGUCGACGGCCUCGAGGACGAGAGCCGCAGGCUCUUCGUCGCCAGCGUAUCGCCCCAGACUAGGGCGAGCCUGGCCGCCGCGGCGGGGAAGGGGACGACGGAGAAGGAGGCGGGUCAUAUGCUCGAGAGGCUGCUCGGCGGCCCCGAUGGGCUGGCGAGCGCGGGGAAGCACAACAACGGGUUUACGUGGGUCCUGGACACCAACGUUGCGCGUGAGGCGUGCCUGGUCCUCGGUGCGGACGAGGUCUUGAGCGCAGAGGACGCCCCUGCGUCGUCCGCGACGAAGCCCAUCCUGACGUCGUCGUGCCCUGGCUGGGUGUGCUACGCCGAGAAGACGCACCCGUACGUGCUACCGCACCUGUCACGGGUUAAGUCGCCUCAGGCGCUGAUGGGCACACUGCUCAAGACCACCCUCAGCAAGAAGCUCGGGAUUCCGCCCAGCAGGAUCUGGCACUUGGCAGUCAUGCCCUGCUUCGACAAGAAGCUGGAGGCCAGUCGCGAGGAGCUUACGGAUUCGGUCUGGGCUGGGGACGGGAUGCCGGGCAGGGGAGUCCGCGACGUCGACUGCGUCAUCACUAGCAAGGAGGUCCUCAUGUUGGCGGAAUCAAGGGGCUUCAAUUUCUUCGACCUUGCCCGGAGUAAGCCGAGCUUCGAGCGCGUGUUCUUUCCCGACGCGCGCCUGGACAAGUUCCUCUUCCCUGGCCGCAUCGCCCACCGCUCGUCUCAGGCGGCUGGCACGUCCGGCGGCAACCUAUACUUCACCCUCCAGACUGUGGUCUCCAAGCAUCCCGGUUCCCAGAUCCAAGUGGUCCGCGGACGCAACGCCGACGUUGUUGAGUUUAUUGUUGCCUCCCCCGCCGGCGAUCCGAUAUUUAAGGCUGCCAGGUACUACGGUUUCCGGAAUAUCCAAAACCUGGUGCGGAAGCUGAAGCCGGCACGGCCGUCUCGAAUGCCUGGCGGCAAGGCGUUUGGCGCUGCCAGACGGCCCGCCGGUAAGUCGGCCGGGCUCGAGUAUGCCUACGUUGAGGUCAUGGCUUGCCCUGGCGGCUGCACCAACGGCGGUGGGCAGAUCAAGGUCGACGACCCCAUCAUCGUCGAGCGCCGGGGCUUUGAGGCUAAGCCCGGCCCCCUUGAGCAAAAGGUCUUCUUGGCCGAGAUCGACGAGGCCUACUUCUCAGCGGAGGACUCCGAUGGUGAGGACGGCGUGUCUCAGAACGGCGGCGACCUUCGAGCGGAUAUUGUUGAUGGAAUUUCACCUUCGUACAUUCGAGAUACCCUGGCGCAUUGGGCGGGCAUUACUGGCAUAGACUUGGGCAGGAUGGCGCUCACCACGUAUCGCGAGGUGGUUAGCGACGUGGGAAAGGACAAGGUGAGCGACACAGAGCGCGUUGUCCAGUUGGCGGGCAAGAUUGGUGGAGGCUGGUAG
Colletotrichum graminicola M1.001 is the source of this 1758-nucleotide messenger RNA. Its product is annotated as iron only hydrogenase large subunit domain-containing protein. Gene Ontology annotation, biological process: iron-sulfur cluster assembly. The record is from RefSeq and is a predicted model, not a curated record. Gene Ontology annotation, molecular function: 4 iron, 4 sulfur cluster binding. Lineage: Eukaryota; Fungi; Ascomycota; Sordariomycetes; Glomerellales; Glomerellaceae. The transcript has a single exon. Bases 1 to 1758 code for a protein of 585 amino acids. Gene Ontology annotation, cellular component: cytosolic [4Fe-4S] assembly targeting complex.